UUAUCGUCCACGCAGUGCCCGCUUAGCCGUUGUUCGUUCAUGGUGCUCCGAUAUAAUUCGUUGAGCCACCACAAUAAUAAUAAUAACAAUACUAUAUAUUAUAUAGUUCGAUUCGGAUGCGUUUCAAUAAUAGACACAUUACGACCGGAAUCGAUUUUUAAAUAGUUCCAAUCGCGACGUUUUAGGUUACACGUUAACCUCCAUAGGUGUAUUACAGAGCGCAUUAUCACCGUUACUCAACUGUACUAGACGAUAAACCUCGUCCGUACACAGGUCCGACGUUUGCUGGAGCGUGGAUUAAGGAUUUGAUAACAUAACGUGAAAGAACCGCAAUUCUCCACUGUCUAAUGGAAACGUGGUGUAUUGUUUUUUUCCUCUAUGUAACGUGGUUUAAAGAGCAGAAACAAAAAAAAUAUGCUUUAGUGCUCCGAUGUUGCACGAUGAACUUUUCCAAAUUACUGUACGUAUCUAUACUUUGCGUAUCAAUUUUGAAAUAUUCAGAAUCAGCGCAGCCUAAAGAAGUACCAUUCAAAUUUGAAAAUGGAAAAUCGGACAAACAUAUACUUGAUCAAUUAUUGAAUACCGACAUUUAUGACAAGCGACUAUUACCACCGUCAUAUGGUCCUUCAAUAGUCAAUGUCAGCGUAGUGUUAUUUACAUUGUCAUCCCCCGAUGAAUCAAGUUUGAAAUAUGACAUAGAAUUUCUGCUGCAACAAGAGUGGUUCGACUCAAGACUGCGGUAUCCAAAUCAGACAGCUUUCAGUGUUCUGAACGGCAUUCACCAUCAGGGUGACAUAUGGCUGCCUGACACGAACUUUCACAUGCACGGUGACUUUAAGCCGAGCCAGCGGCCUAUAAGGUUCACUCUGAACGUGUACAAUGACGGCCGAGUUGAGUACACAACCAGACGUCAUCUGAUGUUGGUUUGCGAAGGGUCGAUGAACAUAUUCCCAUUUGAUCAACCACUCUGUACAUUUUCCAUGGAAAGCAUAUCGUAUGAGAAGUCUGAUUUAAAGUAUGUCUGGAAAGACGAUAGUUUUGUUUUAAUAAAGUCGCCUAAUCUGAAAACUUCAAAUGCUUACUUGGAACGAAAUCGAACUUACGAAUGUGCUUCUACUGGGAGUUGGAGAGGUAAUUACAGUUGUCUACAAGUGGAAUUGAUAUUUAGUAGAGAUAGGACGUUUUACUUCGCUACUAUUUUCAUACCAGGGUUAAUUUUAGUCACCUCAUCAUUUAUCACAUUUUUCCUAGAAUGGGACGCAGUACCAGCGAGGACAAUUAUUGGCGUUACGACAAUGUUGAAUUACUUUACGACCUCCAACAGUUUCCGCCGGACAUUGCCCGACGUAGCUAAUUUGACUGCUAUGAAUGUUUGGGACGGAGUUUGUAUGUGCUUUGUGUUUGCCAGUUUCGUAGAAUUUGUAAUAGUAAAUUGUACGGGGAGGAGAAAAGUAAAAUCAAACAUUUCGAGUAACGCGGGAAGUUGCAGUAUUUCUAAGAAGAUAACCAAAGAAUUUAAAUGCCCGGAAUGUGCUCAAAAUGUUUGUUCGCAUUCACUACUCAUAGAUGUUCUCCCAAAAGUGAACGAAAAGAUCGCGACGAAACCGUCUGACCAAGUCCAUUUGGCCAUGACGAUCGACAUGGUGGCUAGGUUAACGUUCCCGUCUGCGUUUGUCAUGUUUUUGGCGUUUUUCUUUUUCUACUACUCAGUGAAUGCCAACAACCGGGCUAUAUCCGUCGGCACCGAUUGAACUAAUUGCCGACGAUCCCAGUGAUCUAGACCAUACCAUAAAGGGCAAUCGGGGCAUCCCCACCCCUUUCCCCAUCACAAUCCCUUAGGAUGGCCAGAUAAAAAUACAACCCAAAACGAAGGGUACAUCGUCAUGGCCCACCGUGUAUCACUUAUAUAAAUAAAAUAUACAGAGUGUUUCA
Metopolophium dirhodum (rose-grain aphid) is the source of this 1932-nucleotide messenger RNA. Its product is annotated as glutamate-gated chloride channel-like. Gene Ontology annotation, molecular function: chloride channel activity; neurotransmitter receptor activity; extracellular ligand-gated monoatomic ion channel activity. The coding region runs from base 348 to 1751 and encodes 467 amino acids. The record is from RefSeq and is a predicted model, not a curated record. The transcript is spliced from 12 exons. Gene Ontology annotation, cellular component: membrane; neuron projection; synapse. Gene Ontology annotation, biological process: chloride transmembrane transport; nervous system process; chemical synaptic transmission. NCBI's taxonomy places the organism in Eukaryota, Metazoa, Arthropoda, Insecta, Hemiptera, Aphididae.